GUGAUUAUUAAACCUUCUGCGCCUGUGUAAAGUUACGCAUAUAUGGACCUUCGCACAGCUCGAAUGGCAUAGUUCGCAAACGGACGACGUCAAGUCCACAUAUCUCUCUCUGUGAGCUACGAAGUACAUACAAACAGGUGGAACACUGGAUUUCUUAUAGUGGAAAUACGUGAACCGUAACUUGGAUUCUACCAUUACUUGGAUUUUCUUGUCUGAGGAUAUGAAUACUGUGAAUCGAUCCUGGAACUGAUCUUUUGGAUUAUAACCCUUUGGACUAUUACACCAUCAUCGACUGUGAUUUUUGUGCUUGAAUCCGGACGAUGGCCAUGAUUCAAGGCUACCCAAUGGCUUCUCAACCAGUGGGUAUGGAAAUUGAAAGUUCCUACCCUAGAGCACCGCCCAAAUGGGCCAACAAGUACCCCCAAUGCACCAUCAACCCCAGAUGGUACAGCAUCAAAUGGGACAUUACCCUGUGGUACCCCAGCCCAUGAUGCACCCACAGACACUCCCAGAGACUCCUCUCUUGAACAACAUUGCUGACGAAGAGGAGGACCAGGAGCCCAGUCCAAUGGCUGGAGAACCUCCCUAUCAGUGCAAGAUUUGCGGGAAGGGCUUUGCUAUUCCUGCUCGCCUGCAGAGGCACCACCGAGUGCACACAGGAGAAAAACCAUUCAAAUGCGAGUUCUGUGAGAAAACCUUCAGUGUCAAGGAAAACCUGAACGUUCACCGCCGUAUUCAUACAAAGGAAAGGCCCUACAAAUGCAACAUUUGUGGAAGGGCAUUUGAACAUUCAGGCAAACUCCAUCGUCACAUGAGGACCCAUACUGGAGAAAGGCCCCACAAGUGUGAGGUCUGUGGCAAAACAUUUGUCCAGUCUGGCCAGCUUGUAAUUCACAUGCGCGCCCACACUGGCGAAAAACCUUACUCGUGCGAGUACUGCCAGAAAGGUUUCACAUGCUCCAAGCAACUCAAAGUUCACAUCAGAACCCACACGGGAGAAAAACCUUACGAGUGCGACGUGUGUGGAAAGACCUUUGGCUACAACCAUGUAUUGAAAAUGCAUAAGAUGUCUCAUCUGGGAGAAAAACUCUACAAGUGCACACUGUGUGAAGAGUUCUUCAACUCCCGCAAAGCCCUGGACCGCCACAUUCGCGAUCACAGCCAGUCAGAACGUCCGGCUCGCAAGCAGAAACAGUCUGCCAAAGCUAAGCAGGUGACACCAUCUCCACCAGCUGAAAUGGUUCUUGAUAGCAACUCUCCAGCCAGCAGCAGUUCCUCUCCUACCUCCUCCUUGGAAAGCGAUCCGAUGGAGCAUCCACUGCCGUUUCGUGACUUUCGAGAGAACACUGAUGGACACAGCAACAGCAGCUCCCUUAGAGACUGCAGCUCAGAGAACUACAGUAGUAGCGGCAACUCAGGAACAGACAACUAUGGCUCUCGAUCUCCUGGAUACGUCAGUGAUGACAGUGGUCGAGGCGUUAGUCCCGUCAGUGACACUCUCUCCCCACCUCGAUCUCCAGACUCUGCUGGAUCUCCUCUAACGCUCCCCGACAUCAUGGAAGGGCCAUCAUUGGCUCCAGGUCCCAACCACAUGGAAAGCUAUAACAUGCUUCUCCGCCGCAUAUACCCUGGCAUUGCCGUCCCCAAACCCGAGGCAACUCCAGCGGGCCAUCCGCCAAAUUACCCCAGUUACAACUCUUCACUGGAGCACCAAUCUUACACCAAGCCAAAGUAUGCCAUCUUCACCACAGAAACUGGGGAAAAACUUACCUGCCCAUAUGAUUUACUACUCUGUCUGCAAGAGAAGAAGGAACAAGGUUUGCUUAAAGAAAGAACAAUGUCCAUAGAUCAGGAAACCCUUCGGCGGCAGCAGAUGCAGAUUGAAGAGCACUUCAUCAGAGAGGAAAAUCGCAGAAGGCGAGAACAGUCAUUCAUUGUGUCUGUUCAAAGGGUGCUGGGUGCUCUCUUAGGCUCAGAGCGCCUCGAAAGGAUGGGUUACCCACAGACUUCCGUCGACGAGGUCCUGAUGAGGACUCUAACAUUGAUGGGGUCUCAGCCUUGUAAAGAACCAUCUCUGAGCCCAAUGGACAGAGUGAAGGUCAACCUCCGGUUGCUCCUCGAGUGUUCAGUACCUGAUCAAGACAUGUGGAACAAAUUUGGCUGGAGGGGAAAGCCUAUUGAAGAUAUCGUUGGGGAAUUCCUAAACUUCUGUUGAAUCUUUCGUGCUAAAAAAAAAAGCUUUUAGCCCUUUUCUUAAAGAAAGGGGGUUUAUGUCCUAGGCCUAGAAGAGGGAAGAGACGUUUAGGAGGCCCUGGAGAACUCGCUCAUGUGUUCAUUAAUUUUAUUGCCUCCUUCUGUGUACAUGUAGUGAAAAGUUGGGAGUUUCGUCGUAGUUAAAGGGGGUUAGAGGAGAUAAUAAAUUCGCUGAUCUCGGGGCUUCCCACAGCCCGUCCAAUUGCUCAGUAUUCUAAUUGUUGACUGUUCUAAGUUUUCACUUCUAGUCAUUUUUCAUGUGUGCGCGUCUAACUCACAUCUUCAAACAUUCCAUUUUGUCACUUUUUAUUUAAUGCACAAUUGUUCAUAUAAUUGUGUUGAAAGAUUAUAUAAAUAUAUAUAUAUAUAUAAAUAAAUAUUUUUGGAUGUAGUUUAAUAAAAGACAAUGACUUAAAUGAUAAAAA
This is a messenger RNA of Macrobrachium nipponense, 2678 nucleotides long. RefSeq names its product zinc finger protein 358-like. The record is from RefSeq and is a predicted model, not a curated record. NCBI's taxonomy places the organism in Eukaryota, Metazoa, Arthropoda, Malacostraca, Decapoda, Palaemonidae.